UUCCCCAACUCGAAAAACAAAACACAAUACAAAAAGAAAAACCAUUUUCCUUACAAAUUUCAUUUCAAAAAAAAAAAAAAUUAAAAAAAAAAUUAAAAAUUCAAAGAAAUGGGAGUAAACUCAAAUAGAGUAGAAGCUCUUUCAAGCCACCACCAUGCAUGCUUUGAAACCACCCUCGAUAUACAAUUACCAAACAACCCCUCCCCUAUAGAGAUACACCAUGUUUGCCUUCCCCCUAAAAGAACCACCCUCCAAAAACUUAAACAAAGGCUUUCUGAUAUUUUCUUCUAUGAUAAUCCCCUCCAUAGAUUUCACAACCAAACAUGGCUUAAGAAAUUUGUUCUUGCCCUUGAGUUUUUCUUCCCUGUUUUUCAAUGGGGCCCCACUUAUAGCCUUAAACUCCUUAGGUCUGAUCUUAUCUCUGGCCUCACCAUUGCUAGUCUUGCUAUCCCUCAGGGAAUAAGCUAUGCAAAACUUGCAAACUUACCACCAAUCAUUGGAUUAUAUUCGAGCUUUGUGCCACCAUUGAUAUACUCAAUUCUUGGAAGUUCAAAGCAUUUAGCAGUGGGCCCAGUUUCAAUAGCUUCAUUAGUGAUGGGAACAAUGCUUAGUGAAGUUGUUUCUCCAACUGAAGAACCAAUCUUGUAUUUGAAGCUUGCUUUUACUUCUACUUUUUUUGCUGGUGUUUUUCAGGCUGCCCUUGGUUUUCUCAGGUUGGGAUUUGUAAUAGAUUUUCUGUCAAAAGCAACCCUAAUUGGAUUCAUGGCUGGGGCAGCAGUCAUAGUGUCAUUGCAACAACUCAAGGGUCUGCUUGGGAUGGUCCACUUUACUAACCAGAUGCAGAUAAUUCCUGUUUUGUCCUCUGUUUUGAAGUACAGACAUGAGUGGGCAUGGCAAACAAUUGUGAUGGGCUUCUGCUUCCUCUUCUUUCUACUUUCAGCAAGACAAAUUAGUGCCAAAAAGCCUAAACUGUUCUGGUUAUCAGCAGCUGCACCUCUAACAUCAGUGAUCCUCUCUACGGUCAUAGUUUUCGCUAUCAAACCCAACUCUCGACAAAUUCCAAUCAUUGGUUACUUACCCAAAGGCCUCAAUCCACCUUCAACAAACAUGCUCUAUUUCCAUGGCUCACACCUUGCUCUUGCCAUCAAAACCGGCAUUGUUAGUGGCAUUCUCGCUCUCACCGAAGGAAUAGCGGUUGGAAGAACAUUUGCAACCCUUAACAACUACCAAGUUGAUGGCAACAAAGAAAUGAUGGCCAUUGGUCUCAUGAACAUGGCCGGUUCUUGCUCGUCUUGCUAUGUCACAACAGGAUCAUUUUCCAGGUCUGCUGUAAACUACAACGCAGGAGCUCAAACAGCAAUCUCAAACAUAGUAAUGGCAACAGCAGUACUGAUUACUCUUUUGUUCUUGAUGCCACUAUUCCAUUACACACCUACAGUUAUAUUAGGUUGUAUCAUAAUUACAGCAGUAAUUGGUUUGAUCGAUUAUCAAGCUGCAUUUCGUUUAUGGAAAGUUGAUAAAAUCGAUUUCUUGGCUUGCGUUUGCUCCUUCUUCGGUGUGCUCUUUGUUUCAGUUCCUCUUGGACUCGCCAUUUCUGUAGGAAUUUCAGUAUUCAAAAUUUUGCUUCAUGUAACAAGGCCAAACACAAUAGUUCUAGGAAACAUUCCCGGAACUCAGAUAUUCCAAAGCAUUGGAAGAUAUAGAGAAGCAAUAAGGAUCCCUUCAUUUCUCAUCCUCUCUAUUGAAUCUCCUAUUUACUUUGCAAACUCAACAUAUCUUCAAGAAAGGAUACUAAGAUGGAUUAGAGAGGAGGAAGAUAGGGUUAAGGCUAAUAAUGAGAGCAUGAUCAAAUGUGUAAUCUUAGACACAAGUGCUGUAACAGCUAUAGAUACAAGUGGGAUAGAACUACUUGGUGAGCUGAGAAAGAUGCUUGAAAGAAUGUCACUGCACCUUGUACUAGCAAAUCCUGCAGGAAAUGUGAUGGAAAAACUGCACCAAUCACAAGCAUUGGAAUCCUUUGGUUCACAAGGACUUUACAUGACUGUAGGAGAAGCCAUAGCUGAUAUUUCUUCAUCAUGGAAAGCUCAACCUUGAAUAAACUCCCUCAAUAAGUAGAACAUUAACAAAAAAUCGGAAUUGUUUUUAGAUUAGAAACUAGCUAAGAAGAGAGUCCUAGUAGUGUAUUAUCAUAUAAGUAAAUGUAAUUAACCAAUAUAAACCAUUAAGCUCGAGCUCUUUCAAGAACGAGUUUUCGAGUCUUUUUUGGUACAAUCAAUUUGGUUUUUGUCCCCUAUUAUGUAAAGAGGUUCGUAAAAAAUAACACGAAAGAGACCUCGUUGUUAUAACCUUGAUCGAGGUUGUUGUAUAACACGGAGUAAUAGUCAAAAUAUCCUAACAAAAGACGGUAGAAAUAAACCGUUGGUUUUCUUGCC
Spinacia oleracea (spinach) is the source of this 2432-nucleotide messenger RNA. RefSeq names its product probable sulfate transporter 3.4. Gene Ontology annotation, molecular function: secondary active sulfate transmembrane transporter activity. The record is from RefSeq and is a predicted model, not a curated record. The coding region runs from base 109 to 2094 and encodes 661 amino acids. The transcript is spliced from 12 exons. Gene Ontology annotation, cellular component: membrane. NCBI's taxonomy places the organism in Eukaryota, Viridiplantae, Streptophyta, Magnoliopsida, Caryophyllales, Amaranthaceae. Gene Ontology annotation, biological process: sulfate transmembrane transport.